Molecule: messenger RNA, 666 nt
Organism: Staurois parvus
Lineage: Eukaryota; Metazoa; Chordata; Amphibia; Anura; Ranidae
Source: the annotation of a GenBank genome assembly
GACAUUGGGUUCACGGCGACUCAACGGGUAGCGAUGGCUCAAGCACUCAGGGGCACCACAGGUAGCUAUACUCCGGGCACGCCAUGGGGCGGUUCAAUAGGGCAGUGCAUAACCCGGGUGGUUGGUGCACACAGCGGGGACAGUUCAGGACGUGGGUGGUUGGUGCACACAGCGGGGACAGUUCAGGACGUGGGUGGUUGGUGCACACAGCGGGGACAGUUCAGGACGUGGGUGGUUGGUGCACACAGCGGGGACAGUUCAGGACGUGGGUGGUUGGUGCACACAGCGGGGUUAGUUCAGGAUGUGGGUGGUUGGUGCACACAGCAGGGACAGUUCAGGACAUUCAUGAUAAGCAACUUUCAGACCCUCAGCAACAGGCGGCUCCAGACAGGGACGACCAGCGGUUAGCGUUCUAGGGACAACCAGCGAUCAGCAGACAGCAGCAGCUCCCAGGGCACUCAACAGCGAAUGGCUUCCAGGGACACGCAGCCACAGACAGUGUGCAAGGUCCCUCAGCAGCAGCUCCCAGGGCACUCAGCAGCAGACAGGGUGCAAGGGUGCUCAGUAGACAGGCUUACAGACUUGCAUGGUCUUGCAGGGUCUCAGCUGUGGGGUCUGAGCUUUGGAGGAGAAGGCUCAUGCAGAGCUGUUCAGACUCCCAACCCU